AUGCGCGGCAACCAGGUCGUCCGGAUCACCUCCCCGCACGGCGACCCGAUCAUCCCGAAACCGUCGCCCCAGCGGCGAUACUCCAAAAACAUGGAGCAGCGCGGCUUCCCCAAGGAGCACGACUACGCCGCCAUGUCGCCGGUCAACGCGGCGCAGAACAGCGUGCAGACCACCGUGCCCAGCAGCGUGCCGAACUCCACGCAGCCCGUGUGCAGCUACCCGAGCCCCCAGUUCUAUGGCCAGCCACAGCAGCUGCAUCAGCAGCCGAUGAGCCCGCAAAUCCAACACCCCCAAAACGUGCCCUACUACCCUCCGAUGAGCCAGCCGGGCCAGCAAGGCGCUUCAAUGUACGGAGGGCAUCCGGGAGCACAACAUCAGCAAUACGUUGUUCAACACCACCCGAACGUGUCGACCGCCCAGGCCCCGAUGAUGAUGCCGAUGCGCAUGCAGCAGCCCGGGCCGGUGCGACAGGCCGUCCACUUGCCGCCGCACACGGCUCCUCAAUAUGCUCAGUCCAUCCCGAGAACUCUGCCCCAGCAGCAGUACCACCAUAACCCGCAGCAGCAGCCGAAACCGCCGGGACCCCAGGGCGCCCCUGUGUACGUGCAGCCUCAGCAAAUGCGCGCCCCGGUCCAACAGCAGCAGCAAGCAGUCCAGCCGGCCCCGGUGAACGCUCGCCCUCAACAGCCACCGCCCGGAUUCCGCGCAGCUCCCCAGCAGGCCGCGGCCCCGCAGCGCCAGACGCCCUCUCAGAAGGUUCUGUUCUCGAGCGACCUGAUCAAGAUGUACCCGAACAGCUCAAGCAUGCCGCGCAUGCCCCCGUCACGCAGCCGCGCCAUCCCCCAACUACAAGACGCGACGGCCACACAGAAUGGGCAGAAGCGCCUGUUUGCCCGCGCUGCUCGCCCGGCUCAGCAGCAGCAGUCACAGCCGGCCCCUGAGCCUCAACAAGUUCAGCAGCAGUACCCCGUACAGUGCGGCAACGCUGCGGCUAGUACUAGUGGUCAUCAACAGUCGAUCGUCGUCGGGAAACGUCCGGCCCCGGGGCCAGCUUCCUGCCCAAUCCCGGCCAAGCUACCGGCCUACCAACAGGCCCAACUUCCGCAACAGGGUCAGUACCAGCUGACUCAGCAGCAGCCACAGCCGCAACGCGUGACGAUGACGAUGGCCCAAGAGCAGCCACAGCCUCAGCAACAGCAGCAACAAGCCGCCCGCACCUUCCAGCCGCCCAACAUCCUGCAGCGCCGCAAGCUGGGACAGAGCCAAAUCGUGCGCCUACGCCCCCUCGCGGGCGGCAUCCCGCCCGCCGCCGGCCACAUCUACCAGGUGCUGGAGCCGGGUCCGACGAAGGCCGAGCAGCCCAACCAGCGCCAAGUCGCUCACCACGACGCGCUGGCCGUCAUCGACGGGAUGCGCCAAAAGUUCGCCAACCAGGGCCAAGUAAACGAAGGGAAUGGCUCUCCAGCUCCAACUCCCGCAGCUGCCGAAAACCCGCCUUCCGCCCAAGUCGAGGCCGAGCAGCAGCCGCUGCAGGACGAUGAGGACCUGAUGGCCGAAUUUUUCGAGCCGGGCACCUAC
This is a messenger RNA of Mesorhabditis spiculigera, 1578 nucleotides long. The record is from the annotation of a GenBank genome assembly. NCBI's taxonomy places the organism in Eukaryota, Metazoa, Nematoda, Chromadorea, Rhabditida, Rhabditidae.